Chilo suppressalis (striped riceborer) is the source of this 5941-nucleotide messenger RNA. NCBI's taxonomy places the organism in Eukaryota, Metazoa, Arthropoda, Insecta, Lepidoptera, Crambidae. The record is from the annotation of a GenBank genome assembly.
GACGGCGAUUUGCCCCGGCGUCAGUCUUAAAGGCCGCGCCGAUCGCGCCGCACGCAUCAUGCUCCCAGUGCUGUUCCUCGCCGCACUCGCCGCCGCGGCCGCGCAAAACGACACGCAACCCGCGCGCCCGCCCUCGCCUAGGCGCGAACAGUUCCGUGUCAUCUACGAAUGGAACGUCAUAGACUUCGAAUGGCGCUCCCCAGCAGAUCGCGAAGCCUACCUAAGUACGAACCGAUACAUACCCCAAAACGUACUAAUAUCUGGCAUAAAUUUCUACGGCGAAAACCUCUUCCUGACGGUACCCAGGAUGCUGGACGGAGUGCCGGCGACGCUGGCGACCGUGCCGGUGCAGCAGAGCGACACGGCGCCCAAACUGAAGCCCUUCCCUAGCUGGGAAGACAAUGCAGUCGGUAACUGCUCCGCGUUGCAAUUCGUGCAGAAUGUCGAAAUUGACAAAAACGGAGUCAUGUGGAUCCUGGACAAUGGACGCGUAGGAACACUCACACAAAAACCGAAUCCGAUGUGCCCCCCGUCGUUGGUUUUAAUUGACCUAAAAUCUGGAAAAAAUGAAAUGGAACGCAUCCCGUUCCCCGCCGAAAUUUUAAAUUCGAAUACGACAUAUUUAAACGACAUCGUGGUGGACAAUCGUGAUGGUGAUUACGCCUAUAUCACUGACAACAGUGCCGUCGAUCCGGGCAUCAUCGUGUUCCGCCGCAGUGACAAAAAAUCUUGGAAAGUUCGAGACACAAAAUCAAUGUCAUCGAUGCCCGAAGCAUCUGCAUUCCGUAUCAACGGAACUAGCAUCAAUCUUCCAGUAAACAUAGAUGGAAUCGCUUUAGGACCUCAAUUUUAUACUUCAGAUGGUAACAUCGAUAGAACAAUUUAUUAUUGCCCAUUAUCGAGUUUUCACUUGUACGCAAUCAAUGCAUCAGUUUUGCGAAAUGAUUCGAUAGAAGGCACAGAUGGGUCGAUUCGCCCUUACGUUGUUGAUCUUGGCACUAAAGCCUCACAAACAGAUGGCAUGAAGAUGGACUCGAAUGGCGUACUUUUCUUCGGUCUAAUAGGCAACUCGACCAUUGCGGAAUGGAAUACGACGGUCAAUUUCCACGUUGGCCAACGUACCAUCGCACGCGACCCCAACUACAUCCAGUGGGUUGAUCGGUUCACAUUUGACGACCGCGGAAACAUAUAUGUAGUCGUAAAUAGACUUUACAACUUUGUAAAGAACCAAGUUUUCACAAAGGAAGUGAACUAUAGAAUUUUGAAGUCUUUUACGGGAUCAAAGAGCUACAUUUUCUCGGAAGAUUUGAAGCCAGCUGGCCUUCCGGGAGCUGCUGCAGUCCCGACUCUUGGUGCGUCGGUGCUAUUCAUAGCCCUAGCCCACCUGCUGGCUUAGUCCUCGCAGAAUUUCUCGGUGGAGCCGAGGCCAUGACCCUGAAGAAUCAGUGUUCUAUAUACGCCUGGACUGACGCGUUACAUUACCAAAUAUUGAGUUACCUUGACCUCUAGGUCCUCCCAGUGAUAUGCGCAUGUAGAUAUAGCUUUGUAUAUUUUGAAUAAGAUAUUAGUUGUUACGAGCGUCUGUGCGACCUUUGAGCACCUUAAGCUGAGAUGCGACUCGAAGAUGAGUCUCUUAUUUCCCCGAUGCACGCUAAAGGUCGAGGACAUAUUAUUGCCAAAUGCCGCACCUUUACAACAAUAAACAUUCUAACUUCUACGACAAAGGUGCAUCGGCUAGCAAAAUAAUUUAUUACCAAUGUCCCUACCCUAAGAUUUUAACUUGUUAAAUUGAGUACGAUUAGUUUUUUACACAAAGAAACCUUUGAAUACGAAUCUGAAUAUAAUGCGGCAAGUUGCCAUCGCAUCAAUCAAUAAAUAGGUACAUUACGCAAGGCAGCCAGUUAUAAAAAAUACAGACAUAUUAAAUUGUUACUCUAACGUUUAUAGAAAAUAAGCUCUUAUUUUAACACAAAAAAUAGUUUGUUUCUGAUAACCAAUAUGAAACUGUGUAAUAUGUAGGGAAGUUAAUUUAGCGGAAGUAGGUAUUUAAUUUAAAUUGUAAUAUACAAUGUAUUGUAACUAAGCUGUAUGAACGUGACUGGAUGAUUUUAAAUAAAUAUGUUUGUCGUACUUUUCGUGUUUUCUCUUGUCAUUAGCUCUUCAAUGUGAAACAGUUGAAAUGUCCAACUAUUUACAUCUCAAUUUACAUGUAUUAUAUAGUCAAGUUUAUGAAAAGUUCAAGACUCUAUACAAAUGCACGUUAUUUUAAGCUUUCAUCAUCAUCCGCCUCGCUAUCUAAGCCUAUCCUCGUGUUAAGCUAUGGUGAGAAUAAAUAUCAAAUUAAUAAAUUUUUCACUAUAGUUUCCGAAACGUGAGAUUUAGUUCACAAAUUUCGUCGAAUAAUUAGCGACAGUAAAAUCGACUUGUGAUAAAGAAAGAAAAAGAUAAAGAUAUUUAUUUUAGAAACGUGUGCUGUUUUCUCAGCAACUCACUACAUACUGUUUCAUUAUCUGUGUGUUUCGUACUAUAAUUAGAACAUUGAGGAUAGUUGAGUACAGCUUUCAGUUUCACGGCUACAAUUUAGUACGAACUUUUAUUUUGUCUGUUUGCUUUUUUACUCAUCGCAAUUUUUUUUCAGAUGUUAUGAGUAAAAACAAAUAACAAAAGAUGAAAUUCGCUUAUAAAUGUUAAACUACCAACUGUUAACUUUUCACAGCAGUGAAAUAUUACUUGUUUCACCAUAAAUUCUGACAAAAAAAUAUUUUGAAGCGAAGCCGUCAAAUGAAACAGAAAAAUGUUUAAACGCAUAAUUUGAGCGUUAUAAAUAUUCACGUAUUGUUUGGAAUAAUAAUUUACAAACAUAAAUACCUAUGUAGUGAAUUCUUUUGUCCAAGAAUAAACAACAUAGCACCUUAUACACCUUGACAUAAAGUCGUAGCUAAUGGGUCGAGGACAAGAUAUCAUUUCGGAAUGAAAAUUAGUUAGACAGUAAAUGUAAAUGAACCAUAAUCAUUAUAUUCUGUAGUACCGCUUAUAAUUGUCAAAGUUCUGCGCUUCUUAAUAAAGUUUAAAUUUCUUAACAAAUAACGUAAUACUUAUACUAUAAUUUUGAAAUAAACUUGAACUAAUAAAGAAGUCUAAUCAGGUACUUAAGUGAUUUUAAUUUUUUAAAUAAUACCAUGUAAAACAAUACACCAAAGUUAUUAAUAAAAUAAAAAAAAAUAUCAUCUUUCAUGAGGUUUCAUUCCAACUUUUUUGAAUCCAAAUAUUUGACAAGAUGAAGUGACGUGCAUGUAAACAAGGUUAAUCUUAAAUUGUAAUUAAGAAUUUAAUUCCAUAAAAAAUGCUCUUAUGUAUACCAUAGUCAAUGAAUGAUUUCAUUUAAUUAAAAGUAUAUUUUUUAUGAUAAACAAAAACCAAAUGAUACUCCGCAUUGAUACUUACAUACUUAGCGAAGUCGUUGAAAUCUUUUAUUCGGAUGUUCGUUAUAAGCGUAGAAAGAUAUUCCUGUAUGGACGGCCUUCAUACUGAUAUUAAAGAAAACGCUUACUAGUUCUUCAGAAAUAGUUAAGGGCUGAAAAUCGAUGCAUUAACCAUCCAUAAUAAAUGAUUUUAGUGCACUGAACUUAAACUUUCUCUUACCGAUUCAAAUGGAUAACUGUAUCAGAUUUAGUAGUUAUUAUAUUGUUUCUUUUACUUUGUUCUUACAUAAUUGCGUUACAUAUUUUCUAAGAAAAAGUCGUAGGUAACUAUAACAUUUUAUCUAUAACAGAAUUACAAAAAAGUUUAACCUAUUUAAAUAUUUGACAAAUACAUUUUUAUACGUUACGGAUUUUUUAUUUGGAGAAAUAACAAAAACCAAUUUAAAUGUUCCUUUUAUAUAACAACGCUAUAACUGCGUAAUCAAGAUGUUCCAGCGAAUUGGAGAAUGUCUGCGUACAAGUACCUAACGAUAAUAAAAAGAACAUGACUUAAAAUAACAAAGGAGAAAGCUUGACUGAACAAAUGUUCAUAACCACGUAAAAAGGUAGCCGUUUACAUCCAAAUAAACAUCAAUAACAUGGAAAUAAUUGUAUUGCCUUCAUUGAUAAUAUGUUUUUGUUAAAAUUGUAAGACGAAUUCUUGGCGCCCAAGUCCAUUACAAACUUCAUUUCAUAAAUACCGGAGAAUCUUCAUUAUUAUGAAGUCAGCAGAUUUGCUCAGUUAUUUAUAUCAAAAAUACUAUACAUAUCAAAUUCACCUUACUUUAAUAGUGUUAAUUAUGGCCCACCUUGUGUGGGUCGCCUGUCACUGUCAAACACAAAACUAGUUUUUAUUUUUUACUCUCUGAUCCGUCCAUCCGGAUGUUAUUAGUUUUCACUUAGCGUUUCUUUUUUGCUUGCAUUCGGAGGAUAACGUAGAAAGUAAUUGAGAGUAAAUGAAAGUGUUUGUUAAAAUAAUAAUUAUAAUUGGCUGUCCAUUCUCUCAAGAUACAAAUGUAGCAAGUUUUCUAUAGAUUUUUUUUACCUCGCCAUAUGUAUGUAAAAAUAAUUAAAUCUAACACUUUUUGCGUGCGCGAUUUCGUCAGAUUCAUUUUGCAGUUUUUUUUUCACAGAACUCGAGAACGAAAUAUCUAUGAUUUCAGCACAAUGUCUAAAUAUCAUUUAGUACGAGGGGUAAAGAAAUUAUCAUGUCUUUACCCCUCGAACUAAAUGAUCCAACAGCAAUGGUCUGUGGUUAAGUAAUUAUCUUUUAUUUAUCUCACAAACAUUCAAAGAACAAAAAAAAGUUAAUCUUUUUAAAUUAAAUAUCUAAAUAUUUUAAGUACUUGAAAUAUUUAAAAAACUACAUCUAUAUAAAAUAUAGCUGUACAAAUUUUCGUCAAGACCAUGAGAAGGUUUCAUGAAACACUCGUAGUACGUUCUCUAUGCUCCGAUAGAUUUCUAAAAUAGGGGCGAUAAUAAAGAUUACCAAGACCUUGUUUCGUUAGAGAAACUCAAUCAAGGUCUUUGAGCUCCAGUUGUUGUGUCCACAGAGUAGCCGCCGUCGCCGGCGCUGCUGUAUUCUCAUGAUAACAAUAAACCAGUUGGAUAAGCACUUUGUAAGAUUGAAAAAUCAAUGCCUCCCGGUUAAUUUUGGUAAAAGAACAGUUUUCCACUCGCUACGCUCUACAAAUGGCAGAUGACAGGUGAUCAUUUUAUUUCUGAAUCGAAAGAUUUUGUUGUUCUUGCCUUCUGUUAUUUCACAGUUGCAUGCUGCAAGACUAAAGUAACUUUGUUUUUAUAAAAUGUGUACUGUACCCACCAUUGGUAUGUGAAGGUUUAGAUGAAACAAAAUGGAAGAUGAUCCGUUAUAAAUAGACUUUAACAAUAUUACAAAGCAUAACAAAUACGCAAUUGUUAUAUAUACAGUGGUGUAGUUACCCCAAAAUCGGGCUUCUACGCCUGACCUUUGACUGGGCUCACCCCAGUCAGCCAGCCUCUGCCCGCCAUCGCGCGUCGCAGCGGUUUUACGCCUACGUCGCCGCCACCGCGUCGUCGAAGCCCGCGACACCGCAGCCCGCCGCGCCGUCGCAACCCUACCUCCCACAGACCUACCCGCCAUGGAAGAUAAGUUCCCACAUCUGUGAACCACAGAGCAAACCCAUGACGAACCUCCUCGAGAUUAAUUAAUAAUAUAUAAUCCGAAAAAAUAUACAUAUUAAUGCACGAAACUUUAUUUAUUUAUUGACGUUUCGCAGCCUUUUCAGGUCUGCAUCGUCAGAAUGAUGUCAGAUCGUCAGAAUCAUCAUCAUUCUGACGAUGCAGAGACGAUGAACAAUGGCUGUUUCGUGCAUUAACCCGUUAAAAAAAAUGAAAAAAAAAAUGCUUUAUUUAAUGAGUGAUGUGCGUGAAAACCUAAGAAACAAAUAAAUGUACAUAUGCACACUCUUUCCCCACUUUUUUAUUUAACUACCCUGUAA